This is a messenger RNA of Serpula lacrymans var. lacrymans S7.9, 513 nucleotides long. RefSeq lists its product as uncharacterized. NCBI's taxonomy places the organism in Eukaryota, Fungi, Basidiomycota, Agaricomycetes, Boletales, Serpulaceae. The transcript is spliced from 2 exons. The record is from RefSeq and is a predicted model, not a curated record. Bases 1 to 513 code for a protein of 170 amino acids.
AUGACAAGUACCAAGUCUACAGACGACCUUUCUCAGAUUACGACGCCGCCAACAGUCCCACGAAAACCUGCAGCAUUACUUGGAAGCGCGGACUUUGACUUGCGAAAUGCGUCCGUCUACGCCGAGCUGUUUAAUCCUGGCGGAGCUGGCCCCCGUUCCGGACUGAACAGAAAAGAGAAGGAAGAGGAGAGGCGGAAGGAACUGAACAAGAUGAGAGACGAAGCUAGAGCCAAAAGGGCAGAAGAGACUGUAAGUUUCCCCCCGUGGGUUGCAUUAUUCGAGAUAAUGACACUCUGCGUACUUGCAUGCUUGCAGAAAAACACCUUUGACCUACAAUCCCAAGCCGACAAGAUUUCGCGGUUUGAAGAUAGAUUGAGACAAAGUGGUAGCUUAGCUCUUCACCCUAAUUUCUUGGCUGCAAAGUUUCGGGAUGAUUACGAGAGGGAAAGGAAGCGGCAGAGAGAUAAAGUCAAGGAUAUUGGCAGCAUGGGGAAGGAGGAAGGUGAAGCAUAG